Molecule: messenger RNA, 483 nt
Organism: Malassezia restricta
Lineage: Eukaryota; Fungi; Basidiomycota; Malasseziomycetes; Malasseziales; Malasseziaceae
Product: translation initiation factor 5A
Exons: 2
Coding region: 1-483 (160 amino acids)
Biological process (GO): positive regulation of translational termination; positive regulation of translational elongation
Molecular function (GO): ribosome binding; RNA binding; translation elongation factor activity
Source: RefSeq, a predicted model, not a curated record
AUGUCUGACAACGAGGCUGAGAACGUCAACUUCGAGACCGCCCACGCCGGUGCUUCGGUGACCUACCCCCAGCAGUGCUCGGCCCUGCGUAAGAACGGUCACGUCGUGAUCAAGGGCCGCCCUUGCAAGAUUGUCGACAUGUCGACCUCGAAGACUGGCAAGCACGGUCACGCCAAGGUCCACCUUGUCGCUACGGACAUCUUCACGGGUCGUAAGUACGAAGACAUUUCGCCCUCGACGCACAACAUGGAUGUGCCGAACGUGACCCGCCGUGAGUACCAGCUCAUCAACAUCGACGACGGCUACCUGAACCUGAUGUCGAACGACGGCUCGUCGAAGGACGAUGUGAAGGUGCCUGAGGGCGAACUUGGUGACCAGAUCACCAACGACUUUGAGGACGGCAAGGACCUCAUGGUCACCAUCGUCUCUGCUAUGGAGGAGGAGCACUGCCUUGCCUACAAGGAGGCUCCCCAGGGCAAGUAA